Molecule: messenger RNA, 2301 nt
Organism: Ruditapes philippinarum (Manila clam)
Lineage: Eukaryota; Metazoa; Mollusca; Bivalvia; Venerida; Veneridae
Product: leucine-rich repeat-containing protein 28-like
Exons: 8
Coding region: 194-1288 (364 amino acids)
Molecular function (GO): protein binding
Source: RefSeq, a predicted model, not a curated record
UGUUUUUUUGGUGUUUUUUUCUUUUACAGUGUUUACUCAAAGAGAUAUCAGUUUAUCGUUAUAUAUAGGAGUGACAACAGAGCUAUGACGUAGUAAUUUCAGUAAAGGAUAUAUCUGGAUAGAAAGGUUACUACGUGUAUAUGUGUACCUGUUUUUGAAUAACAUUUGGUGUUGACAAGGUUAGUUGUUGAUCAUGUAUGUUGAUAUCACAGACCAAGUUUAUGAACUAUACCAAGAUGAUGAGAUUUGUUCAGUGCUACAACUUAACUACAAUCACAUAAAUGAAUUAACAGAUGAUGACAUGAAUUCCAAAACCUUCAAGAAUGCAAAAUGCUUGUAUUUAAAGAGGAACAACAUCAAAACUUUGCCAAAGAGCAUAAAUUUAAUGAUAGCACUGACACAAUUGCAUAUAGAAGGCAACAAUUUAUCUAGUCUACCAGAUGAGAUUGGUGAUUUAAAGUUACUGGAAGUGCUCAAUGUUGUAUCUAAUGGUUUGACAAGCAUACCAACUAGUAUUGGUGGACUGAAAUGUCUUAAAAAGCUUCAGAUAUCUAUGAACAAAAUAAGAUGCCUUCCAAAUGAAAUUGGAAACUUACAGUGUUUGGAGACAUUGGAGGCUUCUAGUAAUAAUUUGUUUAGUGUACCAGUCAGUCUUAUAAACUGUACACAACUAAAACUGCUAGCUCUUGAUAAGAAUAAGUUGAAGUUGUUUCCAAGGCAACUAUGCAGAUUGAAGAAACUUACAGAACUUUCUUUAGCCGGAAACCAGUUGGAAUAUCUUCCACCAAUAAUAUUUCAUGACCUGUCAUCAUUAUGUAAUCUUGUGAUAGACCAGAAUCCUCUGGUAACAGCGUACCCACCACAUCCGGGAAAUAUUGAGAUCAGUCACUUUGGAAUAUCUCGCAUAGAUGGUAGGGAUAGGGAGAGAUUUCAACAUUUGAUCAUCCAAGGAAAGACAAUUUCUAUGCCUGAAGAAUUUUCUGAGUUGUGUAGACCAGGAAAGAGUAGUGUCCCCUGUCUUCAGGAACUAACUCUGAGGUCACUUCAUGCAAAAGUGGAUUUACAGUCUGGUAUCUUAGGAGACCUGUUAUCUGCUGAUCUUGUGGACACUGUUAUGUUUCCUACCGGCCUGUGUCAUCAUUGUAGAAAAACAUUGUUUAUAUCUGCAUUCCCAGUUAUAUACAAAGAAAAUAACACUACAUUACUUACAUCAGCUUUCUGCUGUUCUGUCAAGUGUAUUGUGUAUCAUGAUUUCAAACAAGAUACAUUACUGUAUCCACCAAGCUGAUGGGUGGAGUAAUAUGAAGGAAAACACCUAGCUGAUGUCUGAUGGGUGGGGUUAUGGAACCGUAAAACAGGGUGCUCAUUGUUUAACAAUAGACUAACAUUGUGAUAUGAUGAAUAUGAAUAUUGAUAUAAUUUGUGUAAGCGUGUAGAAAUUGUGAUAUGUUUGAUAUGUAAACUUUGUGUAAGCGUGUAGAAAUUGUAAUAUGUUUGAUAUGUAAACUUUGUGUAAGCGUGUAGAAAUUGUGAUAUGUUUGAUAUGUAAACUUUGUGUAAGCGUGUAGAAAUUGUAAUAUGUUUGAUAUGUAAACUUUGUGUAAGCGUGUAGAAAUUGUGAUAUGUUUGAUAUGUAAACUUUGUGUAAGCAUGUAGAAAUUGUGAUAUGUUUGAUAUGUAAACUUUGUGUAAGCGUGUAGAAAUUGUGAUAUGUUUGAUAAUUUAUUGUUUUGUUAAAUGGGAUUAUGUUUCUAAGAAUUGUUCUGUUAUUUGAUAAAAACUGUUUUCAGACAAGCAUUGACAUUUUUAUAGUCAGAUUUAUAUGUUAUUUUGUUUUAAAGUUAUAAAACUGUUGUUAAUUACAAUAGGACUUAUCAAUCUUGAAGGUUUGUUGGCAUUAGAUUGAAUACUUGUAUUAUACUGUUUUCCGUCCUAAACAUUUUAGUUUUUACACUCAUUUUGAUCUUAAUAACAUUUAUAAAACUUUUAUAAAGAUUUAGAGGGAAAAUUUCAACAGCUAACUGUUGAGACCAUGAUCAGUGCAGGCUCAUACACUGAUUGCAUGGGUGGAACUAGGUGCUGCAUAAAUAUCACGGGUUCAGUAUGAUACUGUAGGAUUAGUGGUCUUUCAAUGUAUGUAUAUAUAUAUAUAAUUCCAUAAACAAUGUAUAUUUAGAUUUUAGUUGUUUAAAGUGCCUUUUGCUUAAUUGGUAUUUAUACAGACCAAAGUAAUUUUAUUAUAUUCAGAAAUUUUAAUUGUUUCUAUAAAAGAGGUGGACAAUAAAAAAGAACUCAAUAGUA